This is a messenger RNA of Colletotrichum truncatum, 2211 nucleotides long. RefSeq names its product fungal specific transcription factor. Gene Ontology annotation, biological process: DNA-templated transcription. Gene Ontology annotation, molecular function: DNA binding; zinc ion binding. Lineage: Eukaryota; Fungi; Ascomycota; Sordariomycetes; Glomerellales; Glomerellaceae. The record is from RefSeq and is a predicted model, not a curated record.
AUGACUCAGUCAGAACUCCGACAGCCCAGAGAGUCUGCAAGGUCUCGUGAGAACGGCUUAGAACUUCGGCCCCUACCAAGCCCGAGCCGACGCCGCGAUAAACCGCAGCUAUCAUGUAACCUCUGUCGACGGCGCAAAACACGAUGCAAUCGGCAGCAGCCAUGCUCCAAUUGCUCAGCACGCGGGCACCCCUGCGUAUAUGCAGAGAACCAGGCUCCCACAUCAAUGGUGCAGGAAUCGAACAAAAACACGACGCUACAUGAUCGUCUUGUGCACCUGGAGCGUCUUGUUACAACUAUGAGGCCGACAAGUAGAACUAACAACGACAUUAACUCUCAGGCGACCAUACUCAGCGCACCUCAAAGUCCCGAUGCUACAAUAGAUGACAGGUCAGAAACUGGGAGCUUGCGUGUCGGCGCUUCACAACAGUCUUAUGUUGGAGGCGACCACUGGGCUGCUAUUUUGGAUAGCAUUGCUGACUUAAAGGCGCACUUUGACCGAGAGGAGGAGGCCAAACUAGUUGAACAUCAAGAUUCGGCUGUUACGGCCGUAGAAGAUGAAGGGAGUUCGGAAAUGGAUUCAUCUCAGAGGCCCCGUACAAUGUUGCUCUAUGGCUGCCGUCCUGCUCGUUCACGGGCGGAGAUUCUGUCCGGCCUUCCUCCUAAAAGUGCAGUGGAUCGCUACAUUUCUCGGUACUUCAAUCAACUUGACCUUGUAGCCUCCUCUUCAACGCACGCACCGACCUUUCUACGAGAAUACGAGGCUUUUUGGGCCGACCCGUCCAGGCCAUCGAUCAUGUGGAUUGGCCUGCUUUAUAGCAUGAUAUGUCUGGCUGUGAUUGCUUCAGAUUUAACCCUGUCCCCAGAGAGUAUUGAGGUGGAACAACAAAGACUUCAGUUAGACUUGUACAGGGAAAAGGUCGUCCAAUGUCUUAUCAUGGGGAAGUAUACCCAAGGCGGCCCCCAUGCGCUGGAAACCUUUCUCAACUACGUUUACAUCGAAUUUCGAAUUCAUCCUGAUGCCGAUAAAGACGUUUGGUAUCUUCUUGGCAUCGAAGUCAACCUAGCCAAGCAGAUGGGUUACCACAGAGACCCGAAGCACUUUCCACACAUUACACGACGAGAGGGGGAAAUGAGACGAAGAGUGUGGGCCACUGUAUUGCUCAGUGAUUGUCUGAUAUCUAGUCAAAUGGGAAUGCCCCGUAUGAUCACCAGCAGCCAAUUCGAUACGGAGGAGCCUCGAAACCUCAACGAUACAGACCUUGACGGAGAUAUUUCAGAGCUACCUCCUGCUCGCCCGGAGACAGAACAUACAACAGCGUUGGGCAUAAUUGCUCGGCGACGAAUGCUGAUAGCACUGGGGGCGGUCUCUGAUAUCACGUCGGCAUUACAGGCCUGCAGCUAUGCCGAGGUCAUGAAAGUUGAUAAGAUCUUGAAUGAGGCGGGCAAAAGCAUACCGCCGCCCUUACAAAUGAAGCCGAUGGCAUCCAGCGUGACGGACUCUCCGCAAACUAUCAUGUCACGUCUGUUCCUCGGCCACAUGUUUUACAAAGGCCAAAUCAUGCUUCAUCGGAAGUUUCUGUUUUUGGAUUCGCCUUCGUCACAAGAUGACGUAUUCGAAUACUCGCGCAAGGCGUGCUUGCACGCAACUUUGGGAACUUUGAAGAUUCAACAGGUCCUGGAUGAAGAGACCUGCCCAGGGGGCCAGCUUCAGAUGAUGCACUGGAGAGUUGGAUCCAUUAUGAACCAUCAUUUUCUAACGGCCACGAUGAUACUAUGCUCCAUGGUCCAUCGGAAGAAGAUGCUUGGCUGUGAAGAAGAGAUCAUGACCGCCUUGCGAACUUCUAGGCUUAUCUGGAUGCGAAAAGAGUCAAGCUCGAAAGAAGCAAAGAAGGCUGCACAGGCAGUUAGUAUCGUGCUUGCUAGAGCAGGAGGCCCGAGGUUUGAUAUGGGAUUUACGCCUGAGAAACCCGACAAUCUGCGGACGGAGCACGCGCCAUUCGAACAAAUGUCAACUUUUCACAGGAGUAACUUGGAGUUCGACGACCAUCAAGGGUUGGAAGAGGAUGCAAGUGUCGAUCAAGGUGAAUUUUUAAUACCUGAGCUGAGUUUGGGUUAUGAGAAUGACGUCCAGAAUAUUUCUUUCAACUUAAACAGCGUCUCGGAGGCGUCGGACUGGAUGUUCCUCAACAACAUGGACUUGGAAUAUUGA